AUGAUUACAUCUAUUGAAUGUUCGGCGAAUGAUAUCGCUCAAUUAUUACGAUAUAUAGCUUUAUAUGGUGAAUUCAAAGAAGAUGAAAUUCACCGAACAUCACGGACGUUUAUCCGUUUGGUGUCACGUGGUAAAACAAAAUUCGAUGAGGGUGGGAAAAAAGCUCGUAAAAAAGAAUUAUCCGAUGAAUUGGACUGUGAUAGUGGCGCAAAACGGAGCUCAAAAAAGGGCAAUGCAAUGGUAACUAAAUUAGUCCUAAAAAAUAGUAGUCAAGAGUGA
This is a messenger RNA of Acanthocheilonema viteae, 279 nucleotides long. NCBI's taxonomy places the organism in Eukaryota, Metazoa, Nematoda, Chromadorea, Rhabditida, Onchocercidae. The record is from the annotation of a GenBank genome assembly.